Penicillium salamii is the source of this 1500-nucleotide messenger RNA. NCBI's taxonomy places the organism in Eukaryota, Fungi, Ascomycota, Eurotiomycetes, Eurotiales, Aspergillaceae. The record is from the annotation of a GenBank genome assembly.
AUGAAAAAGAAAGAUGAGUUUGAGAUUGAACCCAUUGGUGUUGGCCCACCAAGGUUUGACCCAUAUCAAAGACUUCUGGCCCGAUUCUACGAGCCAUUAUUUCUUUUGAGGGCACUUGGACAAACGCGAGGCGGACAUACACCCCGGCCCUUGAGCCUCAAUGCUCUCAUGGAAAGGAGACGAAGAUUUCUGCAGAACCUUGCCUAUGUGUGUGACUUCGAAAAAGGAGGGGAUUCUUGUACCGCAAUAGGCUUGGAAAGUCGCCAAAGUUGCUACCUGUUCUGGGUUGCUUCGAACAGCAUGAUCGAAAAGAUAGUUUCCUUUCUCAACACGGCACUCAAUAUCUUGAUGAGCGCGAACAGCCAGCCUGUCUCUGAUCUGGCAGCCACAGAGUCUGCAUUCAUUCAGCUUUGCGUGGACUUUGCAACUUCUCGCAUCGACCUGGAGCGCAAAAAUCUUGAAAGGGAGGCGAAGAACUGCAUUUUAAGUCUCACAGAAACGACCUCAAAAACUGCCCAGCAAUUGGUCAAAUGGCUACGCAUGAUCAUUGAUCUCAGUGACAACAUCGAGCUUUGCCACCUCGCUUAUAAGAGUCGCAAUUCGGUCUAUAUCGACCAGAUUACAGAAAUGGGCUUACAAGAAGAGAACGAACUAGACCCUGCAGGCAGGCGCUCAUGUUUUUGCCUAACCAGACAUCACUUUUUGGCACUUGCCCAUCACAUACGGGCACCAAAAAAGCUUUUUGACGACUCCCUUCAUUUGGGACACAUAUUGCAAACAUAUGAAGUUUGUGGCAUUGAUCCAUUUCCAAGUGUACCAGGACCAGUGCGCGAUUCUCAUACAAACCUCCGCGGAGUUCUGAAUCGUAUGUACAAAACGCCUGGAGAGGAAAAGGACUCUGUCAGGGAAGGUCUCCUCUACUUGAACAGAAUUUCAUCUUCUCGAAUCUUUGAUAGUUUUGUGGAACAAUACGACCAUGACUAUCCUCAGGUUCAUGCUGAAGUUCAGGUUUUAGAGCAUUUUCACCAGAAAAGGCUCUCAUUUGCACAUAACGAUCGAUUUGUUGCCUGCAGCAAGCCUGCAUGCCUUUGCUGUGAGCUUUAUUUCAAGCAUCAUCCAGCACGCAUGGUGUUGCCACCAUCCCACCGGAAAGUCUGGACAAGAUGGAGCCCUCCAGCCGUAAAGGCAUUUAACAAGGGCGACGCGGCAACUCGAGAGCAAAUCCAGAUUAUGAGCAAAAUCACGCAAGACCUCCGGGAUCAGAUCAUUGACCAAGUUUUGCAGCGCUCACAAGCAAGUCGCUGGCAUGCAGACUCGAUAACUUACAUCACGGAGACAGUCUCCGGAGGGAGGAUUAAGUUACUUGAUGAGCAACACAUUUCCGAGAAUUCUUGCGGCAAAUCUGUUGCAAAUUCAUCGAAUAGUCCAGAAACCGGAGAGCAAGGUGGGCUAGAUCAGGAACUUGAUUCGGACGAUGGCGGCGUGUCUAUUGACCUUUAA